Molecule: messenger RNA, 3252 nt
Organism: Quercus lobata
Lineage: Eukaryota; Viridiplantae; Streptophyta; Magnoliopsida; Fagales; Fagaceae
Product: pentatricopeptide repeat-containing protein At1g79490, mitochondrial-like
Exons: 3
Coding region: 219-2723 (834 amino acids)
Molecular function (GO): protein binding
Source: RefSeq, a predicted model, not a curated record
CAAGUCAAUUUCAGAAAUCUCAUCAUCUAUCUUACGAUUCCCCCCUCAUGAUCCGACCCAUGAACACCGAAACCCAUAAAUAAUCUGAAUCGGACUCGGAUCGACCGGCCCAUCAAUGCAAAGGGUUUUAGCCGGGUAAGCAUUUCCAAUACCCAAAAACCCUGAAAUUUUUUCUUCCUUACAUUUCUAAAUUUCUCUGUUUUCUUACGAAAAUUUCAAUGAUUAAUUGUAGGAAAUUGAACCCUAGAACUCUCAAUUCACUCACCAGAAACCCUAGUUCUAGUUAUACCUCUUCAUUUCACUCUUUCAAUUCAAAAACCCCUAAUUUGUACACAGUUGAACUGUAUUCAUGUUGCAAAAGCUUCAGUUUUUUGAGCUCCAUAAUGGGUCUCAAUUCAAUUUCCCAAAGGCUUUCUCUACCAAAAGACCCUAAUUUUGUCAGCCCUAGUUUUAGUAGAAAUUACUGCUCUGUGAAGAACAGUGAUGGUGGGAAUGGUGAGUGGACUGAGGAGAUAGAAUAUUUGGAUGAAUCAGGGAGUGUUAUUUACAGUGGGAAAGGUGUGAGGUCAGUUGAGCCUGGUGUUGAUGACCAUGUGAUGGUGGGUGGGAUAAAGAAGCCAUUUUUGAAUGCUUCUGCUGUUGCUAAGAUUGUUGAGGUUGUGAAGAGGUGGAAAUGGGGACCUGAGUUGGAGACCCAGUUGGAUAAACUACAAUUUGUACCAACAAUGACUCACAUUACUCAAGCCUUGAAGGUUGUUAAGGAUAGUGAUGCUUGUUUGAGUUUGUUUAGAUGGGCUAGGAGGCAGCCAUGGUAUUUGCCAAAUGAUGAGUGUUAUGCGAUGCUGUUUGAUGGGUUAAACCAAAAUAGAGAUUUUGAUGGAAUCCAAUUGUUGUUUGAUGAAAUGGUUGGUGAUUCUAGUAAUAAUGGGAUUUCAUCAUUUACUGCGUAUAAUCGGGUAAUUCAGUAUUUGGCUAAAGCUGAGAAAUUGGAGGUGUCAUUUUGUUGUUUUAAGAAGGUUCAGGAUUCAGGUUGUAAAAUUGAUGUCCAAACAUAUAACUCUCUUAUUACAUUGUUUUUGAAUAAGGGUUUGCCUUAUAAGGCAUUUGAGAUAUAUGGAAGCAUGGAAGCAGCAGGGUGUUUGUUGGAUGGGUCAACUUAUGAGUUGAUGAUACCAAGUCUGGCGAAAUCAGGCCGUCUUGAUGCCGCUUUCAAGCUCUUCCAGGAGAUGAAAGAGAGGAAUUUUCGGCCUGGCUUCAGUGUCUUCUCAUCACUUGUUGAUUCAAUGGGCAAAGCUGGGAGAUUGGACACCUCAAUGAAGGUGUACAUGGAAAUGCAGGGUUAUGGGCUCCGAUCAUCUGCUACUAUGUAUGCUUCUUUGAUUGAGUCAUAUGUGAAGGCCGGGAAGUUAGAUGCUGCUCUUAGGCUUUGGGAUGAGAUGAAGAAAGCAGGGUUCAGGCCUAACUUUGGGCUGUACACAUUGAUUGUUGAGUCGCACGCAAAAUCAGGGAAGCUUGAUAUUGCUAUGUCUGCCUUUAAAGAUAUGGAGAAGGCUGGAUUUUUACCAACCCCAUCUACAUAUUCUUGUCUCUUGGAAAUGCAUGCAGCCACUGGACAAGUAGAUUCUGCCAUGAAGCUCUAUAACUCGAUGACGAAUGCAGGUCUGAGACCAGGUUUAAGUACUUAUACUGCCCUUUUGACGCUUUUGGCUAACAAGAAGCUUGUGGAUGUGGCUGCCAAAAUUUUACUUGAAAUGAAGGCCAUGGGGUAUUCUGUUGAUGUGAGUGCUAGUGAUGUUUUGAUGGUGUAUAUCAAGGAUGGUUCUGUUGAUCUUGCUUUGAGAUGGUUACGCUUCAUGGGUUCAGCAGGUAUUAGAACAAAUAAUUUUAUAAUCAGACAAUUGUUUGAGUCAUGUAUGAAGAAUGGUUUGUAUGAGUCAGCCAAACCUCUCCUUGAAACAUAUGUGAGCUCUGCUGCAAAAGUUGAUCUCAUACUAUACACAUCAAUUUUGGCGCAUCUUGUGAGAUGCCAGGAAGAGGAGAAUGAGAAGCAUUUGAUGUCUAUUCUUAGUGCUACCAAACAUAGGGCACACUCUUUCAUGUGUGGACUCUUCACAGGCCCAGAGCAGAGGAAACAACCGGUUUUAUCUUUUGUGAGGGAAUUCUUUCAGAGCAUCGAUUAUGAGUUGGAAGAGGGGGCUGCAAGGUACUUUGUCAAUGUUCUUCUCAACUAUCUUGUUCUUAUGGGGCAGAUAAACCGAGCUCGAUGUGUUUGGAAGGUUGCCUAUGAGAAUAAGCUUUUCCCAAAGGCAAUAGUCUUCGAUCAACAUAUUGCUUGGUCCCUUGAUGUUAGAAACUUGUCAGUGGGAGCUGCUCUUAUAGCAGUUGCACACACCCUCCAUAGAUUCAGAAAACGCAUGUUGUAUUACGGUGCUGUCCCAAGACGCAUUAAAUUGGUUACUGGACCUACCUUGAAGAUUGUGGUCGCACAGAUGUUGAGUUCAGUAGAAUCUCCUUUUGAGGUCAGUAAGGUGGUUCUAAGAGCCCCUGGAGAUUCUGUCAUGGAGUGGUUUAAGAAACCAAUUGUUCAACAAUUUCUUCUAAAUGAGAUUCCAUCAAGGUCUGAUAUCCUCCUGCACAAGCUGAACACACUUUUUCCCAGUUCAGCACCUGAAAUUAGAUCUCUGUCUCCUCCCAAGCCUCUAAUUGCAAGGAGAGCAAUGUAAACAUAUCUGAUAUCAGUUAUAGGCCUUGUAUUUGCGAAAUAAAACUGUCAAGGCAGGCUGGGAAGUUGUGACAACUGCAGGUCAAAACUCUCCCCCAGCCCCAAUUAAAUUUUUGAAAGAGGGGAAUACAAAUGAAAUCUGCUUCUCCUGGAUGCCUUACCUCAUAAGGUGGCAUUUGACUCAUUGUGCCUCAGCUGCUUUAUAUCAAGAUGCAUAUCUUUCUGUUUGUUGCUUGGCCCAUGACACUAAAUUGGCCUGCCCCACAACUUCCAAAGUCUGUGUUCUUUUUCUUCUGUUACUCUGUUCAAGAGUGAAGUUGACAACUUUUUCUCUGCACUCAAGACUGCCAAAGGCCUGUUCUUUAUUGAGUCAAAUAUAGCUGCAGCUACUGACGAUAAGCAAGUUACUCCUAUUGGAUUUGACAAUAUUUCCUGAUAUGAUUGAGUAUGCCAAAAAUUUGGAUUUGAAUAUCCCUGUAGGGGCAACAAAUUUAGAUGCUUUGUUCCACAAGAGAGAGUUGGAGCUUAAA